Messenger RNA from Musa acuminata subsp. malaccensis (wild Malaysian banana), 2827 nucleotides. RefSeq names its product AP2-like ethylene-responsive transcription factor ANT. Gene Ontology annotation, biological process: regulation of DNA-templated transcription. Gene Ontology annotation, molecular function: DNA-binding transcription factor activity; DNA binding. The record is from RefSeq and is a predicted model, not a curated record. NCBI's taxonomy places the organism in Eukaryota, Viridiplantae, Streptophyta, Magnoliopsida, Zingiberales, Musaceae.
UGAGGCUCGGUCAUCAACCUGCAACAUCUUUACUUCGAACUCAAACCAAAAGUGUCCCCUUCUUAUGAUCUGCUUCUGUCAGUUUGGCCAUGAUCAUUUCUGGUUUCAGCUGUAGAUUCUCACAGUAGCAAAGGCAAAUGAGUCGAAGGGGAAGAGGCAACUUGCUCUAUAGUUUUUGAGGUGGGGAAGAAGAGUGUGGUUGACACGGUCAUCAUUGCAGUAAUCAAAAAGGAGAUGGGUAUAAGGAUACAUGGAUGUUGACAUCUGUACCCUGGAAUCUCUCUGUACCUCAUACCUCUCCGGUACCAAAUCAUUCCCUCAUGAAAACUGUCCCUAAGAAGGCCAUGCAUACAUCACAGGAAAGCCUUUGCAGAAACUCUUUGGAGACCUUUUAGCUUCUGUAAUAGCAGUGAAUUAGGGUUAUAAAUCUAUGCAAAUGGAGGUCACGUUGAGGACAAACAGGAUUCAUGGAUUGCACUGCGUUUAGUACAGAAAGUACUGUUGUGAAGUGACUACUUGGACAGUCGUCUUUCCCUGUCACACUGUCUCCUGGCCAUUACACUGUAAAGGUAGCAGCCUUGCUUGGGUAUCUGAUGGAGAGAUAUAAAGAAUGGAAGGGGGGCUUCUCCCUGUUAGCAGCGUCGCCAUAAAAACGAAAAACUACAACACUAUCCCCCCUUCUCAGACCACAAAUCCCCACUGUUUAUUGUUGUCGAGAACUUUGCCUGUUGGAGCUCAUUCUUUUUGCUUAGAUUGAAUGAUCUUAUUUGGUUCUCCUCUCGUUAGUGCAGUGUUAGGAGAAUGGAAUCCAUGAGCAGCAACAACUGGUUGGGCUUCUCUCUCUCCACUCACAUGAACACGGAGGUGUCUUCAGAGCCACCUCAUCGCCAAACUCGACCCGCCCUUGCCGCUGCUCCGACUGCAGUAGCAUGCAACUCCGGUGUAUGCUACGGGAUGGAAGAUGAGAACGGCGGAGGACUUUACUCUCAGCUAUCCAUCAUGCCAUUGAAGUCCGAUGGGUCUCUCUGCAACAUGGAAGCGCUCAGGAGAUCACAGCAGGAAGGUCUGCCCGGAAGCCAUCGCAUCGGUAAUACGUUCCAGAAAUGCUUGUUCUUAUUCACGUUUCAAUGUGAUGAAGGAAUGAUGAUGCCAUCUCCAUCACCAAAACUAGCAGACUUUCUCAGUGGCGGACAGCAUAUGGGGAUCCAUCACCAGUAUGAGAACAAUGACAGAGCAGCAAUCGCUCUAAGCUUAGACAGCAUGCACCGUAACGAGGAAUCUGAGACCGGAGGCCAUGUCAACCAGAUGCAAGUGCAACAACAACUGUGCUUUGGGCCAUCGCAGGAAGGGAUGUGCUCUGAGGUGAGAAGCCAUGAAAUGGACGUGGACGCCAUUCCCGGACUGAGAAAUUGGGUGCACUGGCACCACAAUGCUUGCAACAACGGAUCGUGCGAGGAAGGAGGUCUUGGAGCUGGUAACCCUGUUGGUGCAAUGGGAUAUGGUCAUCUGCAAUCUUUGAGCUUGUCCAUGAGUCCUGGGGCUCAGUCCAUCUAUGUCACAGCUCCAUUGCAGACCUCUGCUGCUGUUGCAACGGAGUGCAUGGCUUCAGAUGCACCAAGAAAGAGGAGGACCGGCAAAGGGGGCCGGAAGCAACCAGUUCAUAGGAAAAGCGUUGACACUUUUGGGCAGAGAACGUCUCAGUAUAGAGGUGUUACCCGGCAUCGGUGGACUGGUAGAUACGAAGCACAUCUCUGGGACAACACCUGCAAGCAAGAAGGCCAGACAAGGAAAGGAAGGCAAGUUUAUCUUGGGGGUUACGAUAUGGAGGAGAAAGCUGCCAGAGCAUAUGACUUGGCUGCAUUGAAGUACUGGGGUUCAUCAACACACAUCAACUUCCCGUCGGAGAAUUACCAACAAGAGCUUGACGAGAUGAAGAGCAUGACCAGGCAAGAGUACGUUGCCCACUUAAGAAGAAGGAGCAGUGGGUUCUCACGAGGUGCUUCGAUGUACCGGGGAGUCACAAGGCAUCACCAGCAUGGAAGGUGGCAAGCUCGGAUCGGUCGAGUUGCUGGGAACAAAGAUCUGUACCUUGGAACCUUCAGUACACAAGAGGAAGCAGCAGAAGCCUAUGACAUUGCAGCAAUUAGAUUUCGUGGGGUAAAUGCAGUUACUAACUUUGACAUUGCAAGAUACGAUGUGGAGAAGAUAAUGGCGAGCAGUACCUUGUUGUCGGGAGAGCUUGCCAGGAGAUCAAACAAGGCAACUGAUGCAGGAAAAGAGCCACCUCCAGCACAGGAUAGCUGCAGAGAUCUUACAGAAGAAAGCAGCUCUGGUGCGGGGUGGAAGAUGGACUUCCAACAGCAAACUCCUCCCUCCGAGUACAGGAGCCCCAUGGAAUUCUCACCUGUUCUUCAUGGGUUGGUCGUGGGAAGCUCGAGGUCAAUGCAAGCGGUCGGUGACACGGACAGGUUAGGGAAGAGCUUGAGCAGCUCCGUGGAUCAAACUGAGCUCUCGCUGUUGUAUGCCAAGGGAUCAUCCCCAGAGUUCACUGGUUCUACUUGGGCUCCAUCAGCGCCUCACAUGCCAGUGUUCGCUGCAUGGGGCGAUGCUUAAUCUUCUGUGGGUUGGUAAUACAUUUCAGAUUCAUGAGAAAGUCACCGAAGAGAGGAAUUGCUGUGCUAUUUUGGUGGAAAAUACUGCAGACAUGAAAUAGGCUUCAGGUCUAAGGAGAAAGAUGAUGAUGGUUUUUUAGUUAGUCGAGAAGAAGAAGAAGAAGAAGGGUUCUCUCACAGCAGAUGCAGUGUAAACUUUUGACCACUCUAUGAUC